Messenger RNA from Daldinia loculata, 1985 nucleotides. RefSeq lists its product as uncharacterized. Bases 354 to 1811 code for a protein of 485 amino acids. The record is from RefSeq and is a predicted model, not a curated record. The transcript has 4 exons. NCBI's taxonomy places the organism in Eukaryota, Fungi, Ascomycota, Sordariomycetes, Xylariales, Hypoxylaceae.
GCCUCGGGUACAGCGGAGUACUUGCGCAGCUACUGUGGUGCUAAGGGAAAGUACCUAGGUACCUAGUACCUUAGUGUCCUGUCGCGAUCCGAAAUUCAAUGUUGCGAUUAACAAAUGUCAGCAACUUCUCCCCCUCUUCAACAUCUUGACUGCGACCCAUACUUGGGAUUUCUGUAAUGGGCGGCUGAUUUAAGCUACUUACAGACUCUUACCGCUGUCCAAUUAUCAUUUAUAGUCUAGCUAUCUUUUUAUGUAUGUAGAACCCCCCUUGUCCUGAUAAGUCGAAACACGGUUCCCUCCAGGGGUUCGAUCCAGACCAGCUUUGGACCCAGACUGUGGCUCCGAAACGCAUCAUGUCAGGAUUGCGGCUUCUUCAGAAAGCGAAGACAUCUUCGUCUUCUCUUUUACCUACAUUUUUGCUGGUUUUAGCUGCAUUACCUAUGGCUUCCGCACACGAUCACAGCUCUACGCAUAUUGAGGAUGGCCAGGCCAUUUCGGUUGAUCCGAUUGACACGACGCUAUGGAUUCAUAUCUUCAUACAGAUGUUUGCUUGGGGCAUCAUCUUCCCCUUAGGGAUGGUUCUUGGGAUCGUCAAAUCCCGAUGGCACGUCCCCGUUCAGGUACUCGGCACAGCAUUGGCGAUCGUCGGAUAUGCCCUAGGUCAUAUGCACGGCGGUCGCGAGUUUCAGCAUUCCAACGUCCACUCCAAGUUCGCAUCGCCGAUUUCGUUACUACUCUUCUUUCAAAUUCUUAUGGGCAUUUACUUGAAACUACAUCUCGAGAAGGGCAUAAAUGGGAAGAUUAGACGGUUCGUGAAGAUUGGGCAUGGAAUAGUUGGUAAGGCAUUGCCUGUCCUCUCAUGGACGCAGAUGCUUUUCGGCGGUAUUACAGCUCUUGGUUUUUGCCAGGGUGAUCACGUCGGCCAAUGCCUAGCACAUUUUAUUAUGGGAAGCGCUUUCAUCGCUUACGGGAUCCUCUUGACGCUGCUAUUGCUGGUCGGGCAGCUUUGGCUAAGACGUACUGGACGUUCUCAAGAGUUCUUCGACAGUGCCGUCAUCGCUGCUUGGGGAGUAGUUAAUACCUUUACCGAACACCGAUGGGGAACUGAAUGGGUGAAGAACGACUGGCAGCAUACCGCAAUGGGUAUAAUCUGGUGGUCUGCAGGAUUGGCUGGAGUUUGGUUGAGCAAAGACCGUGAUGGCCGACCUCAGCGCAACUUCAUCCCAGGUUUCGUCCUCUUGAUCACCGGAUGGGCAAUGAGUGCACAUCCCCAAGAGUUGAUGAUCAGCGCCGAAACCCAUAAGAUGUUCGGAUAUACCCUCAUGGCGGCUGGUGUCACGCGUAUCAUCGAGAUAUCCUUUGUGCUUCGGGAUCGACCUGGCUCAUCCGAGGAUGGCCGCGAAACAACUAGUUUCCAAUAUGUCCCCGUCUUUUUGCUUUACGCCUCCGGAUUCUUAUUUAUGGGUGCUACGGAGGAGCAGAUGUCUCUAGUCGCUUCUUCAGGCAUGGACCAUGUUGCCUAUAUCUUAAUAUUGUAUUCCCUCGCCUUCUUACUCUUCCUCUUCGUAAAUGUCCUUGUCGGCGUCUACGACCGGAACAGUGCUCCGACCCUUCCUGAUAAAGAAGUAGCAAAUGGUAGAUUAGGGCCCCGAGUAAACGGCAAUAUACCAGUGAGGGAUGCCCAGGAGUUUGAGUUGGAAGGUUUAAUGAGCGAUGACGAGGACGAUAGUGCAAGACGACUGAGAGAUGAUGACAGCGGCUUGAACAGCCCAAGCACUGUUGGCAAAAACAGUAAUGGGGUUGUCCACUGAUCAUUGUGAGAUUCAGUCAAGCAGAAAAUCUAUACGAUAAUAAUGACGGCUGGCUUAAAGGGAGAGAUAUAUCAUUAUGGUUAUUGCAUAGACCACGGGCGUUUGGACUGGAGGUUUUGGGGGGUAGCUCAAACGAAUUACAUUUAAGUAAAAAAGCCACGCCAUUCAAGGUGU